This is a messenger RNA of Gilbertella persicaria, 2221 nucleotides long. RefSeq lists its product as uncharacterized. The record is from RefSeq and is a predicted model, not a curated record. The transcript is spliced from 3 exons. NCBI's taxonomy places the organism in Eukaryota, Fungi, Mucoromycota, Mucoromycetes, Mucorales, Choanephoraceae. Gene Ontology annotation, cellular component: nucleus. Bases 211 to 1866 code for a protein of 551 amino acids.
CGACUGUCUAAAUAUAUACAUUUUCGUAUGUAUAUAAAGACCAAUUUUAUUAUUUCUUGUGGACCCUACUUUCUUUUUUCUUCUACUUCUUCUUUGUUUGAUCUAAAUGAAUUCUUCUCAUCUGUCUAACUGUAAGAUUAAAUUGUACUUCAGCCUUGACAUUAAUCAUAUUCAUUAGUGCCGUCUGUUCGCCUUGCUUCAGGCAUUGAAAUGCAACAAAGAUGGCCAGCAUAUACUCAACAACAACAGCAGCAACAAAAGAACAAUGAAGUUCCACACCUUUUAGAGAUAUCUCCUGCCAGGGGCUCAGAGGGCACUGUCGUCACAAUUGUUGUAGAGUCUUUACCUCACCAAGUCGCUCCUGUCAAACUAGCUUUUAAUAGCCUGGUUGUUAGCACCAAACAGAUGCAAGCUCAAGGCAUCACUUCUCUUAUCGCCACAGUUCCACCCUUUCAACACACUCGCUCGACAAGUGCUCAUGUGCCUGUUUCUAUCUGCAUAUUUGAGGGCGACGCUGCCUCGGCUACUUGGCCUAUAGCUGAUUUUUUUUAUGAAGAUGUUGAUAUGACUCGCACACCCAACUCUUCUUCUGCCUCUCUUCACACUUCAUUAGAUUAUCCAGAAAAGCGCAACGGAUACACCGAUCCUAACUAUCAAAACAAGACAGACGACUUCCUUAGUACUUCUUCCUCUAACUCAAACUACGGUCAAUUUUAUCAGCAACCUAUCAACAACAAUUAUGGUGGUCAAUGUAAUAGUUAUCCAUACAGCAGAGAAAGCUAUGGCAUCAACAAAUUCAGUACAUAUCGGCCCAAUAGUCAAGAUCGUACAAAUAGCGAUUCAUCUAUCAAUUAUAACACGAAUUCUGUUCAAUUCUUCAAUGGUGCUGAUUAUAACAUGUUGAACAACUUUAAUCAACCUGAAAGUCAAGGUUCUCUUGGAUUAAUGCAAAACCAACACCAUAGCUCCCAUUAUGGUUACGCCAAGUCUACUGUUCAUAUUCCUGCUACUUCUGUGGCUAACUACCAGCCCUAUCCCGGUCUUAUCAGUAGAGUUAAUUUGAAGAUUAUUGGUGACUUGGAAGCCAUGGCCAAGAGCUGGUCACCUGUGGAAUGGGAAAAUCGUCGUCGCCUGGUCCAAUUUUGGCGUGAGCAAAACGGCAAUGAAAUCCGCUGUACUUUUGACUCUCUUCCUCAAAGUGAACGUACCACCAACAACAGUUGUCAAAUCGUUGUUUCCUGUAUCUACUGGGCCGAACGCAAUGAUUGCUUUAUUACUUCUGUAGACUGUAUUCAUUUAUUGGAAAGCUUGAUGGACAUUCGUUUCAGUGUAGAAGAAAAGAACCGUGUUCGUCGUAACUUGGAAGGAUUCCGUCCUUUGACUGUCAGCAAAUGUAAAGCUGAUUCUGCUGAAUUCUUCAAGCUUAUCAUGGGUUUCCCUAAUCCCAAGCCAAGAAACAUUGAAAAAGAUGUCAAGGUGUUCCCUUGGAAAACACUUCCUUAUGCCCUCAAGAAGAUCAUCACCAAAUACACUGCUUCUUCUUAUGCUAACCAUCAGCAUCGCCGUAGUCAAGUGAAGAGUGUCAAUACGCAAUACAAAACGAGUCCAGUCAUGAGCGAAUUCUAUCCACAAACCAACAUAUACUCACCUCCUUAUUCUCAAGAGAAUCAUAGUAUUUCCAUGUAUCCACCUACCACGACUAGUUCUCCCGCAUUUUCAUCCACUUAUAUUCAGUCAUCACAGCAAAUGACUUCAUCUCCUAUGAUGGAAAGACAUAGCCAUUCUCCUUCUCCUCCUCGUUUACAAUAUCCUUCUUACCAAGAUUUAAUGACAUCUGGACCAUUGACUGUUAAAACAACUCCAUAAGUUCUGUAGAUAACCUUGGUAUCUACGGCUUCUUUCUUUCUUUUUUUUGAUCUUUUGCUCUAUGUAUACAUUUUCUUUUCUUUACGCAUUUUACCCCCCCCCACUUUAUAUGACAUCAUGCAGAGAUUUACGUUUUUAUAUAUAUAUAUAUAUUUUACUCACACACACACAUAACAUGCUUUCUUUUUAAUUUUAUUUUUUCACACAGCCAUUUUUCAUUUGUAAAUAAAAUCAAUAGACGUUUUCUACACUAGUUUAAGACUAAUGUUGUGGGAGUUGGGGGUUUUCAAUUGGUAGAAAAUAACGCAAAAAGAAUCAUGCAAAAAAAAAAAAAAAAAAAAAAAAAAAAAAAAAA